AUGAAUAAAAUCAAAUUGUUGCAGCUGCUAUCUCGGCUGUGGAGUGGAUCUAACAGUAAACUUGCGGGUAAGCAUACUGAGCAGAAAAUUAUAUCCAUCUUGAGGAAUAAGUUUCCGCAAGCUCAACUGAUUGAAGUUACUGAUGUGUCAGGAGGAUGUGGAGCCAUGUUUGACAUAAACAUCAUUGCUUCAGAAUUCAAGGGAAUGAAUACAUUGAAGCAACAUCGAAUCAUCAAUGAGAUUCUCAAGGAAGAGAUUAAGGAUAUGCAUGGCCUCCAAAUACAUACGAGUAUACCGCAGGCAUAA
Molecule: messenger RNA, 306 nt
Organism: Monomorium pharaonis (pharaoh ant)
Lineage: Eukaryota; Metazoa; Arthropoda; Insecta; Hymenoptera; Formicidae
Product: bolA-like protein 3
Exons: 3
Coding region: 1-306 (101 amino acids)
Source: RefSeq, a predicted model, not a curated record